GGGGGCAGGAUAUUCGCUGUAGCUUUGUCUCCCGUAUCGUCACUGUCUACAGUAGCUUAGAAUUAUUUUACCAUAAUAAAUAACAUUUUAGCUAAUUUAGCUAACGAUAAAAAAUGCUUCAGUCGCUAGCCAGCAAUUCUUGCGUGCGUUUGAUACAGAAUCACAAAUCAACGUGGUAUUUCGUAUCUUUAAUUUUGGGCUAUCUCCUUUAUCUCGUAUUCGGCGCCGUCGUCUUCUCGUCGGUCGAGCUGCCGUAUGAAGACCAACUGCGUCAGGAGCUGAGGGCCGUUAAAAAGCAGUUCCUGGUGGACAAUGAUUGUCUGUCCGAGGAGCGACUGGAGCGGUUUUUAAAGAAAGCCUUAGAAGCCAGUAAUUAUGGGGUUUCUAUUCUGAAUAACGCCUCGGCUAACUGGAACUGGGACUUCACCUCCGCACUGUUUUUCGCCAGCACGGUGCUGUCCACCACAGGAUAUGGUCACACAGCACCUUUAUCCGACGGCGGCAAGGCCUUCUGCAUUAUUUACUCCAUGAUCGGCAUCCCCUUCACCCUCCUCUUCCUCACCGCCGUGGUCCAAAGGAUCAUGGUGUUUAGCACACGGAGGCCCAUCACUUACAUCCACACGCGAUGGGGUUUCUCCAAACAGCUUGUGGGCAUCGUUCACGCCACCCUGCUGGGCAUUUUGGCCGUCUCCUGCUUCUUCCUCAUCCCGGCUGCCAUCUUCUCUGCAUUGGAGGAGAACUGGAACUUCCUGGAGUCCUUUUACUUCUGUUUCAUUUCGCUCAGCACCAUUGGCCUUGGAGACUACGUACCCGGAGAAGCGGCCAAUCAAAAGUUCAGGGAGCUGUAUAAAGUGGGCAUCACUGUCUACCUCAUCCUGGGGCUGAUCGUCAUGCUGGUGGUGCUGGAGACCUUCUGCGAGCUGCAGCAGCUGAAGCAGCUCAGGAAGAUGUUCUACCUGAAGAAGGAGAAGCCGCAGGACCGCAUGGCCAUUCUGGAGCACGACCACCUCUCCUUCACCACCGUGUCUGACAAUGCCGUCACCAAGAGUGUGGACAAAACCAAGACGUUUGUUGGCGUCCCGACUCUUACCUCCCCUAACGAUGACCCAAUGAUCCAGUAAAGAACGCUCGAAGUGUAAAAGAGGGGAAUAAGAAUGAAGGGUGGAAGUUAGGAUGAGGAAAAACCCAUCAAAGCUUUAGGCAAACUUAAGAUAAAAUCAGUUCAAUUACACAGAUCAAGCAAGCAGCACCAACUUUUAACCCACAAACCUGACAAUGGUGAUGGGGUUAAGCAGCAGAGACAUAAUCUACAUAAUAAAGGAGAAAUUAAUAUUUUAACAAUGCCCAUAAAUACAAAGGCAGCGAUAAAAGGAGAAUCCUCUGCUGUAUUUAUGAAUCACUAAAUCUAAGCGCCUUUUAAAGCUACAUUAUUUAUGGCACACUUGGGAAUAUUUGAUAAAAGAUUAAUCUCUUAUAUCUAAAUUAGGACAUAAGUUGAGUUAUAUCUUUAAAAUAGAGUUUCUAGACUCAAGUUUUUGUACAUAAUCGGGUGGAUGUUUCAAACGUACGAAGUGAGAGUGGAAACUUAAACUGAUACUGUAUCUAAAAAUAUCACUCCAUCAUGGCCUGUUUUAGUUUUUUUUUUUUUUUGGGGCAUUUUUUUUUUCUUACACCUUCAGCUGCAGAGCUUAACAGGCCUUUUAUCGAUGUCAGUAUUUAUUUAAUUAUUGAGUUUUAUUUUGAAAGAAAAUAAAAGCGUGUUGCACAAUUGAUUACGAAGGUUACAUAAGGACAGGGUUAUCAAUUUUAUUUCCAUUUAAUUUGCUGUUGAUUAACAAAUAGAACAUGUUUUUAAAAAGUAAUUUAUAGAGCUGCUGUGUAAGAUUAUCGUAUGUUCUCUUCAUAUUUCAUACAUUUCUGGAUCUUCUUUACUGUGGUGUUAACUUCUCCUGGUUGCACUAUGUGUUGUCAUUGUGAGGGAACAAAAAGAUUGCUUACAUUUGUUUAACCUCAACUGGUUGAGGCCCUCCCCUCAAAGCUGUCCACGUGUAAAGCCUGCAGGUUAUUGAUCCGUCCCAAUGGUUGAAUGAGUGUUUUGGAUAAAAGGGAAGUGAGGUUAGUUAAAAACAUGAAGGAAAUUUAAACAAAAGGGAUUUAAACUGUAGAUUUGACUGUAUUUAUAACGAUUGAAUGUGGAAAUGUUUGUUUUUGGUUUUGACUUGAAAAACGUUUACAGAUUGCUUUGAAUGACAGAGAUACUGUACCAGGAAAACUUGAAAUCCAUCUCCGGCUACAGUUCCUGUGAUUUGCUGCAGCAGUUUUGCAUCCAUGCAUCUCAUAACAAAGCCAGUUAUUUUGCUGCUUAUGCUGUUUGGAAGAUUAGCACAAAAACAUCCAUCUACAGAGUUUCAAGGCUUUCUAAGCCUUGGAGAGAAUUUUUGUGUCAUCUCACAUUAGGGCUGCAUCAAUCCCUUUUUUUUAAGCGCUUGAAUGUAUUCAAUGUACUGUUUUUUUUCCUCUAUGUAAAGCAUUGUUUUAGUUUUAUUGGAAUGUUUAGGAUUUUUUUCUACUGCCUAGCUUAGUAAUAAUUGGAAUUUUCCGCCUUUAAGUGAAUUAUAUCACCUUUAAGACAGUAAUGAAUUAAAAUGAGUUAUUGUUUCUCACAGAUU
Molecule: messenger RNA, 2669 nt
Organism: Cyprinodon tularosa
Lineage: Eukaryota; Metazoa; Chordata; Actinopteri; Cyprinodontiformes; Cyprinodontidae
Gene: kcnk1b
Product: potassium channel, subfamily K, member 1b
Exons: 3
Coding region: 114-1121 (335 amino acids)
Biological process (GO): stabilization of membrane potential; potassium ion transmembrane transport
Cellular component (GO): membrane
Molecular function (GO): potassium ion leak channel activity
Source: RefSeq, a predicted model, not a curated record